AUGGACUUGGAAUGUCGCAUCAAAGCCUAUCGUUUGGUCGCCUAUUUGACGGUUGUUUUCUCGAUGGUGGCAAUCUUGUCUGUUUCCAUCAUGCUACCGAUUGCUCACAUACACGUCCACCAGAUGAGGAGGGCUAUGCACAAAGAGCUCGACUCCUGCAGGAAAUCUGCCAAGGAUAUCAGCAGUGAAGUGAACCAACUCAGAAACCCUCCAGUCGCCAACAGGACCAUCCGCCAAGCCGGAUAUGGCGAUGCUGCGAUUGUUGAAGUGCCUGCCAGCUUCCAAUUUGCUGAGGCAUCGGUUGUUCAAACUGGCGACCGCUGCGAGCUCUGUUGUGUUCCAGGAGUGCCUGGACCAGCUGGAGUUCCUGGUCAACCCGGCCGCCCUGGAAAGCCAGGAGCACCUGGCGUUCCCGGAAUCUCAGGGCGACCACCACAGGAGCCCUACCGUGUCCAAGAGGGCCUCCUGGUCCCGCGGGACCAUCGGGACCCCAGGGCGACUCUGGAGCAAAUGGACUUCAUGGCAAUCCUGGGAAGGAUGGCGCCCCCGGAGCAGCCGGUCCCAAAGGAGCUCCUGGCGCUGAUGGAAAACCCGGAUUACCGGGUGCUGAUGGCGAACCCGGAGUUGAUGCUAUAUCUCUGCCUCUUCUUCUUCCUGAGCCUGGGCCACCAGGAGAGCCUGGACCACAAGGACCACCUGGGCCUGAUGGAAAGCCUGGAGAACCAGGAGCUGAUGGCAAGCUUACCUGGACCGAAAGGAGAAACUGGAGCUGAUGGCGAGCCUGGCGUUGACGGAAAGCCUGGUGCACCUGGAGAAAGCGGGCCAGUAGGAGCUGCAGGAGAGCCUGGAAUUUGUCCAAAAUACUGCUCUUUAGACGGUGGAAUUUUCUUCCAAGACGGGACCCACGGCACUGAGGAUCUCGUCCUAAAACAAAAAAGAGCAUAA
Messenger RNA from Cooperia oncophora, 945 nucleotides. Lineage: Eukaryota; Metazoa; Nematoda; Chromadorea; Rhabditida; Trichostrongylidae. The record is from the annotation of a GenBank genome assembly.